Molecule: messenger RNA, 1848 nt
Organism: Paramormyrops kingsleyae
Lineage: Eukaryota; Metazoa; Chordata; Actinopteri; Osteoglossiformes; Mormyridae
Product: C-C chemokine receptor type 5-like
Biological process (GO): G protein-coupled receptor signaling pathway; immune response; calcium-mediated signaling
Cellular component (GO): membrane; external side of plasma membrane
Molecular function (GO): C-C chemokine binding; C-C chemokine receptor activity
Source: RefSeq, a predicted model, not a curated record
UUUAUAAUCUUCACAUAUUAAAAUUUGCACAUUCAGAACAUUCAGUUUUGAGGACUACAUUGACCAUUUGAAUUCACAUUUAAAGGAAAACUGCAAAAAGAGGGAGAUAAAGAUAUUUUUCAGUUAUUGGUGGCGUUUUUAUAAGCGUUUUAGGUAACUGGCUUGCUUUCCAGAAGUCCAUAAUGCUGCCUUCAUGCUGUCCAGCUAGCUAUGCACGGAAGGAAGUGUAUAAAAACACUUUCGAAUGUUAAUUAAUACCAGUUAACGGAAACGUUAAAUAUUGCCUUAUAUACUGUGACACUCAGCAGAUCUAAGGUUCGGACCGGCGAGCAAGAAAUUAAACUUUACGUGCAGAAUCAGGGUUUUCUUUCAUGAAGACCACUUAAAAGCACAUUAGUCCAACCCACAAUCACGGCCAGAAGUUUGCCGCACCUCACAACCCACCAACAAGCAACGUGAGACGAGUUGUCACAUUACACACAGUGGGCUCUGCACACGCGUCAUAUCCAACUGAAGAAAACAACGGGAAGGGCGUGAUAAGAUUAAUUACAGCACAGUACAGACUGUGCCUCCUAUACCAUCAGUAAUGCUUGCAUGCACCGCAAGCUCUUACUAAGUACUAUUAUCUAUGGACUUCUACAGCAUACACAAAAGGAAUCUACACCAUGGAUAUCAACAACUUUACCAAUGGGAGUAUGAGAAGUGACCACUAUUCCACUGAAGAAUAUACCACCCAUGAAUACAUCUAUGACUAUGACUUUGAGGGUUUUGGACCAUGCAAGUAUGAGAGACACAGCGCUGUGUUCCUGCCUGUGUUUUAUUCCCUGCUCUUCGUGUUUGGGGUGAUCAGCAAUGGCCUCGUCUUGUGGAUCAUGCUGAUGUCAGUGAAGCAGCUGCGUAUCACUGACAUCUGCCUCCUGAACCUGGCCGUGGCAGAUCUUCUGCUGCUCAUCACCCUUCCCUUCCUGGCCCACUAUGCAAGAGCAGACUGGGUCUUUGGGUCUGUCAUGUGCAAAGUCGUCAUGGGCAGCUACUAUAUUGGCUUCAACAGCAGCAUCUUUUUCGUCGUGAUCAUGAGCAUCGACCAGUACCUGGCUGUAGUUCAUGCCUCGAAGUCCCUCAAGACCAUAUCACGCAAAUAUCGAGUCAUCAUGAUCGUCAUAACCUGGAUCGUAGGACUUUUGGCUUCAUUUCCUGAGUUAACGCUCAUUGACGUUCAUCUACAAAGUAACACAAGGUUGUGUGAAGUUGGUUAUCUCAGUGAAACAUCCCUGAGAGUGUUUGGCCUGUUUAAAAUGAAUGUUGCCAGUCUUCUGAUUCCAUUUUUCAUUAUGGUGUUUUGCUACUCAGUGAUCCUGAGAAAAAUACUCCGUCACAAUUCAACAAACAACAAGACCAUACGCCUUGUGCUUAUGUUGGUUGUGGUGUUUUUCUGUUGCUGGACCCCCUACAACAUUGCAUCAUUCUUCCAGGCACUAGAAGUGCUCGGUAUCUACACAGCAUGUGAAUCCAGCAAAGCCAUUCAGUUGAGCCUGCAGGUGACGGAGGCUCUAGCCUACUCCCACACCUGCUUGAAUCCCAUCAUUUACGUCUUUGUUAAGGAGAGGUUCAGGAAGCACCUGUAUAAACACAUUAACCGGAUAACCUGCUUGUAUAAUAAGUUUAUUAUUUCCCCAGUCACAUCACAGCAGUCCCAGACAAGCAGAAGCGAACAGUCCAUUACAGCUACGAAUGUCACUUCUCUUUAAAUAGUAUAUCAAUGGAAUAUUAUACACUGCAAAAAAUGUCCGUGAAAUUAACUGAGAAAUUCUGUAAAAUAACGACAUAAAAAAACUGUAAAAGGAAAAA